Messenger RNA from Salvia splendens (bonfire salvia), 1096 nucleotides. RefSeq lists its product as uncharacterized. NCBI's taxonomy places the organism in Eukaryota, Viridiplantae, Streptophyta, Magnoliopsida, Lamiales, Lamiaceae. The transcript is spliced from 3 exons. The record is from RefSeq and is a predicted model, not a curated record. Bases 294 to 722 code for a protein of 142 amino acids.
UUGUGCAAUUUCCAAUAAUAAAUUGUUUCAUAGGUGUGUCUUAAUCGAUUUAAUUGCUCAUAUGUUGUAUAAAUUUCAGCAAUGAUAAAAAUACAAAUCUGUAUAAUAGUUAUUGAAGAGAUAGGAGUAUUAAAUAUCAUUCCAACCCCAAUCCCUAACGGUCACAUUUUCCAAACAUAUUGCUUAAAUAUAAAAGCCUCUCACGUCCAUCUGCACAAAACAUUUCUCCACCAAAAAAAUUAGAAUAUACUCCAAAAAAUUCAAGAAAAGUUUUUGGGUAUUCAGAUUGAAACAUGGGAUGUUUUCCUGCUUGUUUUGGCCAUUUAAGAAGAGAUCUUAACACUAAAAAGUGUUUGUCUCAGGAUGAAUCUGUCAAAUUCUUACCAGAAAAGACAGCAUCACUGAAAGAGGAGGAGAUUGUUGAUCCCAUCAAACUUGUUUCACAUAUAUCUGUAGAUAUUAGCAAGGAAAAAGAAGAAGAAACAUUUUGCAAUCACUCAAAUGUCAAUAAAAUUAGUAAAAUCAGCAGCAAAAGUGAUAGUACUAGUUUGGUGGAAUGUGGAAAUGGCAAAGUAGAAAUGGAGAGAGGGAAUGAGAGAGAAGAUCAAGAAACCAGUAGUCAUGUUGUUCAAGAAGAGUCUUGCUGCAGCUCUCUCUUCACUCUAUCCAUAGAUUCUAGGAAGCAUUUUUUAGCUGUCAGAAAUGGGAGAAAAAGAGGGUAGCAGCCUACUCAAGACUGAAGAUCCCAUGAUGAAGCAAUGUUUCUUUGACAAGUUGAAGUCGGGGAGUGAUAGUCCAUGCGGAGGGAAAGGUGAUGAUAAGGCGAUCGAGAUGAGCCUCUCGAGCUGGUUAGCCGAGAAGUCACCACAGAACUCGCUGGAGAGUGAGAACAACUAUGGAGAUAGGCUGAGAGUGAUUGCAGAAAUCAGCAAGUUGAAUGGGGUGGUUCCAUCGACGACAACAUCGUGUUGCAGUGGUGGCAAUGAUCAGCUGGGUGUCGGGACAGUGGGUCGGUAUUGGGGGCAGAGGGGCACCGUUGGUGAGGCGGAGGACGGAGAAGUUUCGAGUUCUGGGAAGUGUUGAGGCUUCUUAGUUU